Molecule: messenger RNA, 1179 nt
Organism: Megalopta genalis
Lineage: Eukaryota; Metazoa; Arthropoda; Insecta; Hymenoptera; Halictidae
Product: ADP,ATP carrier protein
Biological process (GO): negative regulation of mitochondrial outer membrane permeabilization involved in apoptotic signaling pathway; mitochondrial ATP transmembrane transport; mitochondrial ADP transmembrane transport
Cellular component (GO): mitochondrial inner membrane
Molecular function (GO): ATP:ADP antiporter activity
Source: RefSeq, a predicted model, not a curated record
AAUUUACACGUGUCAAACGUAAGCUAUUUGUAAUUCUUACAAAUUCCAUUAAACGUGUUCGAACUGUGCUUAUAUGGACAAAUAAAUAGCAAUAUGUUUACAAAAAGACAUGAUUUCGAAUUCGAAACGGUUUUACGUUUGUGUAUUACAAAUUGAUCCUAAAAAUAACGUAUUCCAAAAGCUUAUUGCAUAGCGCAAAAUAUGGAACCGUAUAAAGCGUUUUUAAUAGAUUUUUUGGCCGGCGGUGUGUCCGCAGCUGUUUCAAAAACGGUAGUCGCACCCAUAGAAAGGGUGAAAUUAUUGCUUCAAGUACAAGCUACUUCGAAACAAAUACUUCCGGAAGAGAGAUACAAAGGUAUGAUCGAUGCAUUUAUCCGCAUACCCAAAGAAACUGGUUUCCUCAGUUAUUGGAGAGGCAAUCUAGCUAAUGUAAUACGAUAUUUUCCAACUCAAGCGUUGAAUUUUGCAUUUAAAGACAAAUUUAAAGCUAUAUUUUUGGAAGGCGUGCCGAAAGAUGCAUUUUGGAAGCAGUUCGCUGGAAAUUUGGCAUCUGGUGGAGCUGCUGGAGCCACAUCCCUAUUAUUUGUUUAUCCACUUGAUUUUGCACGUACAAGAUUGGCUGCAGAUAUUGGUAAGGCAGAUAAAAGAGAAUUUCAAGGUUUGGGUGACUGUUUAGUUAAGGUUUUCAAGUCAGAUGGCUUUAUUGGUCUAUAUCGCGGCUUCAGCGUCAGCGUUCAAGGAAUCAUUAUUUACAGGGCAGCAUACUUCGGUCUCUAUGACACUUCGAAAAACCUGCUACCCGAUCCAAAGAACAGUCCAUUGUAUAUUAACUUUUUAAUUGCACAGGUGGUAACGACAGUAGCUGGAAUUUUGUCAUAUCCUUUUGAUACAGUUAGAAGACGUAUGAUGAUGCAAUCAGGUCGUAGUAAAGCAGAGAUGAUGUAUAAAAACACAUUGGAUUGUUGGAUAAAAACAGCUAAAGCUGAAGGUAUCGGAGCAUUUUUUAAAGGCUCAGUUUCAAAUAUACUUCGAGGUACCGGUGGAGCAUUAGUUUUAACAUUCUAUGACGCAAUUCAAGAUGCAAUUGAAAAAGCAAUGAAAGAGAAAGGUUCAACUGGGAGUGAAAAAGUACCUGCAUCUAAAUGAUUCUUUUACAUUGGUUACUUGUAAUAUUAAUAU